UUCUUGUUGUCUUUUGUUGAAGCAUGAAAACUGAAUUUCUUUCGGUGUUUCCAAGAGAAAGGAUCAAGAAGACAGCGCGUUCGCCUACCCUCUGGGACUGGUUGGUUCUCCUCCGUACACUCUUUCCCCGCGUUUGGAACAGUCUGCACACUCGCAUUGCUCGAUAUCUCGCAACCGCUCUAUUGCCGAACUUCAGCGAUUUCCGCGCUUUUGUAACUUCCUCGCAAGGCAAUUCUCUCCUUCACAACCAACAAGAUACUGGGGAAGGGAGUCUAGGGAGAAAAUAAGUCUGUAAAGCGGGGCUGUCUUCAAGGACACAAUCCCUUUUCGCAGCUGACCUCGGCUUGACGGUCCGCGUCGUUCUUCCGAGUCUCGAGUUCUUAUCGGUUAUGUCUUCUUCGUGAGUCUGUAUGUCCUCGAUACACGCAUUUGCUUCUCCAGUUCAACUUACUCUUCACCUUUCCUUCUAGCUCGAACCUGUUCACACAUCGCCUCGGUUACCCGCCGUGUCCAGUGAGUCGGGCUUCUUGUCCGGCAUUCUCUUCGAUGCUCGAGCGCCUACACUGUCUUGUUUCUUAGUCUUGUUUCUUGCCUCUUUCCUUCGUGAGCUGCCGAGACUUAGUUUUUCGAGUCGCCAAGUCGUUUCUCUGGGCUGCUUUCAACUUUCUGCCUCUAGGCGGCGGGUCGUGACCCCAUUAUCGCGUUUUGACAAUUUCCGAGAGCGGCUCGGUUUCGGCGCCUCUAUCCUCCUGACGCUUCUCGAAGGCAGUUUUGGGACGGAAGGAAGCUUGUCUUGUUUUUUCAUGGCCUUUUCUUCUGUCGUCCCCGCCUUAUCAAAGAGGGCGACUCCAUCCGGACUCCUUUGUGAGCUGCGUAAGACGACGUCUCUGCUGUCCAAAAUGUAGGAGCGACCUCAAACGCAGUUCACCCACCCCCGUCUGUCCUGCGAGUCUCCACCAUGUGACUUCUCUUCCCGUUUCUCUUGUGCGCCUUCCACUUUUCAUCUGGAGCGCCUCCCUCGACAACCGAGUACAGAGAUGCGCAGAUCCUGCGUCGCCUGCGCGCUCUGCAUCCCCAUUUCCCCUCUCUUUUUCUGUGUCGACUUGCCCUCUUCUCUGCUCCCCCACUCGUCGUUCGGCGCCUUCCCCACUGAUCGUCUUGAUUGUUCUCACGCUUCCCGAGCUGCAAGAUGUUCGAGAAAAUGCUCGUGGGGGCCUUCAAGGCCUCGCAUGUCGACGACGCAACUUUCUCGCUGGCCUCUGCAGACGCGGCGACGAGGGACGAACUGCUCCGGCGCAGGCGCGCGCCUUCUCAUAGGGGAAAGCAGGUCCUGCCCGGUGGUCCUCUAGACGGUACCGGAGAAGAGCGCAGAGAGAACAAUACUGUUUCCUCAGACGGGAGAGGAGGAGUGCAGCUCGACGCAGGCAAGGGGCGUCCCCGAAGCGUCGCGCCGGGGGAGGACGUCGCAGCAGCGCGUGCGGCAGAUCCAGUGAAGGACCUUACGGCGGAAAGGCGCCAUGGGGUCCUGCGAGCGGUCGGCGAGGAUGCACCUCUAGCAGCCGGUUCGGCUCGGCGGCGAAAGGGGAGCGCGUUGCGGAGCGAGUUGGUAAGGCGCAUGGAGGCGGUGGAUGAAAGUAACAGGCAACAAGACGAGAGAGAACUGGAUUUGGUGCGUUCGACGAUUCCAAAGCUCUUGAGCAGGCAGCAAUUUAGCGACGCCGAGUCUCUUCUUGAGUACUACCUUGAUGCGUUUCCGAGUCGCGCAGAGCUGUACAUUCUGGCGGCGGACCUCAACCUCGAGCAGAAAAAGUUCUCCCAGGCCAUUGAGUUUUACUGGACCGCGCUGUUUUGUGUGCCUGAAAACCGCAUGCUUAUCCGGUCUCUGCGAGACGCCGAAGAGCGACUCCUCGCCGAGGUCUCAUGCAUUCCCCACCUGUACAAGGCCGCUCUCUUUGACUCUUCGCGCUUCGCCUCUUGUCACACCACCCCGCGGCCGUACGCGGAGGGAGACUUGUACUUCUCGCAUCCGGGCGCGUCGGUCUGGACAACGUGCGAGAGCCUUCCGCAGCUCUCGAGUCCCAAGGCUCUCGCCACGGAGAUCGGCCGACGCGGCGCGCUGCAGCGGCCGCCGUUCCUCGUCGUGAAGCAGGACAAGCAAACGGUGUGCAUCGCGGAGGUUCCACUCGAGCCUGGCCAGCUGAUCUUCCGAGAAUUGCCUUACGUGUGUACCCCGCUGACGCUCGAGGGCGGCCAAGUCUUCACGACAUGCUUCCACUGUCUCCGCGAGCGGCCAGUCUCCAACCGUGGGUUCUCCUGUCCUGUCUCACCCCACACAUGUCCCUUCGUCUUCUGCUCCUGGGAGUGCCUGAUGCGCAACGUCCGGGUGCAUUCGCGCGAGUGCGGAUUGCUGCCGAUGAUCAUGGCUGCUGCGCGCGAGGCGGAGCUCAGCAUCACCGGCGUCCUGCACUUUUGUCGCCUGCUCCUGCGGGCGGGGCUGGAGCGCGAGAUCGUCCGACCUGAGAAGGACAUGCUGUACAACGUGCUCGGCGAACUGCAGUCCUUUGAGGAGAGCGUUGAGAUCGGCCAGCCCGAGUUGCGCAGGAAGCUGACGACGCUCGCGCGGCGCCUCGAAAAGGACUUCCCGCCAGGAUUCUAUUGCUAUCUCCAACAUCGCGAACUGAUUCGCCUCAUGCUCCUCGUCAGCCAGUACUCGCCGUUCGUACGAAGCACGUCGCCUUCAGCCGCGGUCCAGCGCCGGGACCCAGAUGCAAGCGUCGGCCUCGUCUUCUCGCGACGCCUCGCAAAUCUACCGCACAGCUGCGUCCCGACCUGUACGUACAACCUGGAUGAAGACGGCUUUGUCGCCGUUCGCGCGCUCUGCCACAUCCCCGUCGGCGGCCGGCUCUGUGUGUCGAUGGUCGAAGACCUCUUCACGCCCUCAGCCGCGCGCAAGGACAUCGAGGCUCCGCCGCGGGUCUUUGGAUGUGGGUGUGUGCGCUGCUCCGACCCCUCCGAGGGCGGCCGCAUGCUCCGCGGCAUCCGAUGUGGUGUGUGCCUCCGCGGCUACUGCGCGCCGUUCUAUUCCCCUGCACUCCAGAAGCGCCUUGUCGCCUACGGCGUCGGCGGAGCGGAAGUCGCACGGAAGAUCGCCCUGCUGGCCUGCGCGGUCGAGAAGCCCAAGGCCGGGCGCCGGCGCCGCUCCACCUCGCCUCUCGCCUCUCGAUUCGAGGACCCGCGCAGAGCCUCGGAGACCGCCGCGGACGAGGCCGAGGAACGCUGGCAGUGCACGUCGUGCGGCAACGCGUCGGAGCUGCUUUCUGUCCAGUGCGACGCAAUUGAACGGGAAGUCACGCAACUCACCAAGAAGGCCGACCGCCGCUUCGUGAAGGGCAAGAGCCUCCCGGCCCGGAAGAUUUACGUGGACAUCAUUCGCCGCUUCAACUCGCGCCUCCACCCCAACAACUUUCUGCUCUACAACGCCCACGUGAUCGCGGCAGGCCUGCUCUUUCGGGACCCCGGACAAGAUGUUCCCCAGGCUCUCCUGUACAUCCGCCGCGCCGUGAUCGCCGCCGAAGCAGUCCUGCCGAUCUGCCACCGUGAAAAAAUCCACCUGUUCACCCAGCUCGCGCAAAUCAGCUUCGCGGCCUCCAUGGCCGACAAGCUUUCCAGACGCGGAGUCGGCCUCCCCGGUGGCUUCGUCCUCGAGCCCAUGUACUCCGCCUACUGGAAUGCAGCGGUCUGCUGCGGACCUAGGAGCGUCCUCGCCCUCACCACGCUCCAGCAACUGCGGAUGUACGCAGCCGCGCUCAACGUUGCAACGCCCCCUGCCGUCGUCUCCUACAAACUUCCGACAGUCGGCGUCAUCUUCAGCUACUUCCGACAUGUCCUGGGCAGACACACAGAGAGCGACAGGACGCUCCGCCGUCUUGUUGAAAAGGACCCUUUCCGUCUGGCGACCACUAUCGCGCGCCUCGGUCUCCACUGUCUGAUGUCCCUCGAGAUUCUCUCGGCCUUCAAUAACGUCCACCACCUUGGGACGGGUCUCUCCGUGAUGGCGAUUGCAGCAUCUCAAUCGCGCUUGACUCUCGUCCGAAAACUCCUUGACGCAGGGUUUGAUUUUCUCCGCGGAAACGAGCUGGGUGUGACGCCGCUGGUCGCGAUGGCAGCGAUGCCUCUGCCUCAAGGCGGUCGGUCGGUGGGCGGCGGCGCCAACGGCUCGGUCGUGGAUGGUCGGUCCAGCGAGCAGAAGGCCGCGGAUCGUCUGGACGGCGCAGGGGUAGGCCUGAGCAGCGACGCCGAGCCAGGCGAGCUCUACUUUCGAUCCGAAGUGGCAGAUCGUGCAGACAGAGACCAGGCUGAGAUUCUCCGGUUGUUCAUGCAGGAGUGUUCACGGCGAGAUGCGCGAGCGAAGGAAGCCAAGACGAAGGAUCAGCUCAUGCUGGCUUGCACGCAUCGAAUUCUAGGUUUGAACGGGCCGCUGCACUUUGCGGCGGCCAGGGGGAAGACCGAGCUGUGUCGCCAGCUGAUUCGCAGUGGAUGGAAUGUGAGCAAAAGUAACGGCGAAGGCGCCGUACCCCUGCACUUGGCCUGCGCGAGUGGCGAUGUGCAGACGGUGAUGGUGUUUCUCAUUCCGCGCGCCACGCGACAUCAGGACGCAGACGCCGGAGACGGGGCUGCGACGCCCGAGAAGAGCGAUUCAUUGGGGGCGUUUGGCGUGGAUAUAAACGUGAAAACCGAGAGAGGCGAGACGCCGCUGAUGCUUGCGGCGUACGCCGUACAGCGGGACAUGGUCAAGUUGCUCCUGGACAAGGGAGCGGACGCGAACGUCGUGGGCGACCGAGAGAAAAUGACGGUCUUGCACGCGCUCGCCGCCGGGGUUUGUCGCACUGUCGAGGUACAAUACGAGCCAUUGGAUCCGCGGCAAGACCUUGCAGCGCAUGUGGUCAUGGGACUCAACCACGCGAGUCUCGCCGCGAACAUCUACAACAGGGGGCCCGGGUACCUUUACGUCACAGACACUGUCGAGGACCGGAUUCCCGUCGUCUCUCAGCUCGCUCCGGAUUUGUUUAUCUUUCCACAGGAGAUCUUGCGGCGCCUGACAGAGGCGAACCACAUAGGAGAGAUUCUGCUGCGACACUGUGACCACCAGCUCUUUGUCCGGAAGACGAAGAAGGGGUACACUCCUGCGGAGCUGCUCUCACACCUUUGGGAGCGGUUCUUCCAGACGAGAAACGAGGUCGUGGAACAGUCCGAGCUCCGCUUGGCGGCCCUCAGCCACCAAGAGCGGCAGGAAAUCGAGACGGGCUGGAAGGUCGCCGGCCAGCUCGCCUACCGACUCAUCGAACUCCUGCGUGCAGGCGGUGCGACAGUGGAGGACGCGCGGAGGCCCGAAGACAUGACGCCUCGACGCACCGACCUUCAAGAGAGACGCCUGAGACAGCUGCACAGAGAUGCGCCUUGGUUGAAGGCGGAGGAAAUGCUCAAAGGAAAAACGCAAGGCCUUUCGCCGGCGACGCCGCAGUCGCGUGGCCACGAGCAAGCAGCAGAAGCGGCAAAAAGCGCAGAUCCCAGAAAGGCUCCCCUGACCGGGCAGACAGCGCCGCCUGCUCCUCCUGAGGCAAAGGCUGAGCCCGCUGGAGCGCAAGAAAAGAAAGCUCCACCGCCUCCACCUUCGGGAGAAAAGAAAGCGCCACCGCCUCCACCUUCGGGAGAAAAGAAAGCUCCACUGCCUCCACCUUCGGGAGAAAAGAAAGCUCCACCGCCUCCACCUUCGGGAGAAAAGAAAGCUCCACCGCCUCCACCUUCGGGAGAGAAGAAAGCUCCACCGCCUCCACCUUCGGGAGAAAAGAAAGCGCCACCGCCUCCACCUUCGGGAGAAAAGAAAGCUCCACCGCCUCCACCUUCGGGAGAAAAGAAAGCUCCACCUUUAGGAAAGAAGAAAGGUCCGCCUUUGCUUGGGAAGAAAGGUUUACCACCUCCAAAGAAGUAGCAAGGAUCAAAGCGGGCAAAGGGGCACUCGCAUUUCAUGGCCCGGUUUUCGACAGUUUUGGUUUCUUCCUUUGUUCUUCCUCAGUGCAUGUGCAGUGCAAGGCCGUGUAUCGUAGGUUCACAACCAGUUGCGUUCGGGUGUGGAGAUGCAGUAUCUUGCUUUUGAGAGAGACGUUGAGGCUGACCUCCGUACGACCGCACACCGAAAGGACAUUUCUUGAGCUGCUGAACGCAGUUAGCUUGGUGUCUGUUUCCUUGCCCAGAAUUCCGCGUUUGCUACAAACGGAAAGCAUCCACUUUGUCUGAUCCGGUGAUGCGUCCAGAGGUGCGAAACACAGCUCAAGACGUAGUGGCUAGAGAAAAGUGAAAUGUGCCAUUGUGGACAUGUGACCGACGUGGGAACAAACAUCGGCUGGCCAAAGCAGUGAUGUGCGAGUUUCGACAACGCAGGAGAGACAAGCAAAUCCCUUAUGUGAGC
This is a messenger RNA of Toxoplasma gondii ME49, 6466 nucleotides long. Its product is annotated as histone lysine methyltransferase, SET, putative. Bases 1190 to 5989 code for a protein of 1599 amino acids. The transcript has 3 exons. Lineage: Eukaryota; Apicomplexa; Conoidasida; Eucoccidiorida; Sarcocystidae. The record is from RefSeq and is a predicted model, not a curated record. Gene Ontology annotation, molecular function: protein binding.